Henningerozyma blattae CBS 6284 is the source of this 2076-nucleotide messenger RNA. It is a transcript of the gene MLH2, whose product is annotated as mismatch repair protein MLH2. Gene Ontology annotation, cellular component: MutLalpha complex. The record is from RefSeq and is a predicted model, not a curated record. Bases 1 to 2076 code for a protein of 691 amino acids. Gene Ontology annotation, molecular function: mismatched DNA binding; ATP-dependent DNA damage sensor activity; ATP binding. The transcript has a single exon. Gene Ontology annotation, biological process: mismatch repair. Lineage: Eukaryota; Fungi; Ascomycota; Saccharomycetes; Saccharomycetales; Saccharomycetaceae.
AUGCCCAUUCAGAAAUUGGAAAAAGGCUCAGGUUGGAAUUUAGUAUCGAGCUCUUUUAUCCAGAGCCCAUAUUCUGCUGUUAAAGAGUUAAUUGAAAAUGGAAUUGAUGCAACUCCCAAAAAUAUUAAUUUAGAAAUAGAUUCUAAAACUGGAGGAUGCGAAUAUAUAAGUGUUAGAGAUGAUGGGCAAGGAGUCGCUCUAGAUGAUAGAGAUAUUAUGUGUUUAAACCACACAACCUCAAAAAUUGUACGGUACGAAGAUAUUUCAGAAUCUAGUUUCUUAGGAUUUCGAGGAGAGGCUUUAUUCAUGCUAGCUAAUCUUUGUAAUAAGAAAGGAUAUUUGGAAAUAGUUUCUCGAGUUGAUAGUGAAAAUAUUGGUUCUAAAUGGCGAGUAGAUUCUGAAGGUAGAAUUAAAGACCUUAGUAAAGGAAAAGUAGUACAUCCAAUAGGAACAACCAUAACGUUAGGUAGUCUAUUUGGAGGACUAAGAGCUAGAUAUUUGGAUAUGUCUUCAAAAUCACAAAAAACAAUAGCAAAAAUCAAACAUCUUCUUUAUCAUUAUCACCUUUUAAAUCCUAGCAUAAGAUUUCAUUUUUAUUUAGUUUCAUUAAAAAGGGAUGGAUCAAUUGUAAAGGGACUCCCACAAUUGCUGAGCCUUCCUCAAAAUAUUAAUUUAUCUCGAACGUUGAGCAUGAUUAUUGGUCUUAAACAUUCUACCUCAAUUAAAAUAAUAUCGUCAUUAAAUGUUAAAAUUAAUGAGCAUUUAUCUAUUGAUCUAUUGUUACCGCUAUCAAGAAGUGAUACAAACUCAGAUAAUAAAGCUAUAAAGAAUAAUUAUCAAUUUCUUGCCAUUAAUUCUAGACCAGUAUCAAUACAAUUGGAUACAGGGCUUCGCUUAAAAAAAAUGCUACAAAAUAUUUACAAAGAAUUAGAACUAAAUGCUCCUUUAUUCUGGUAUCUAAAUAUAUAUUAUGAUCCGCAUUUAAUUGAUAUAAAUAUUGAACCUGAGAAAAAUGAUGUUUUAAUAAAGAAUAUCAGUGGCCUUCUAGAAAAUGUUGGUGAAACUAUAAAAAAUAUUAUUAUUCAAGAAGUUCGAAAAGUUAAAAAUGAUUUAGAUGAAUAUGGACUUGGGGAUGUGCCAAAUAAUUAUAAUGAGCCUAUUGAUGAGCAUCAUACUCUCACGGCCUCCUCCUACAUUCAUCCCAUUCAAAAUUUACAAACAAUUUCUCAUCCUUCGAAUGAUUUGAGACAGAAAUUACCCAUCUUAAAAAAAACUUGUACCAAAGAUUGUUCAAUUAUUGCAAAUACAAUUAAUAAUCCAACAAAUAACUCCCAUACUACCGAUUCUUUAAGACCUUCAAACAACAGAAAACUAACUUUGGGUGAAAUUACAUCUGAGAAAAUAGUAUGCACUCUUUCAAUGGAAGAUACGUACACAGAGUCUGAUUCAGGAAGCCUAGAAAAGAAUACCCAAGAAUCUUUAUCGAGCGUAGAUUUUAAUAAUACUACUUUAAUAAAUGAAGAUUUAGAACUUUCAAAAGAUAAUUCCCUUUCUAAUCCAUUUAUUCUUUCUAAGUUGAAAGGUAUGAAAAAGCAAAAAGAAAUGUGUAAAUUGGAACGACAACAUAUUUCAUUAAACUCAGUUGAAAAUAAUAAUGAUAAACCAAAUUUUUCGCAAAAGCUAACUUUAAGAAAACUAAAUAAAGUGCAAGAAGAAACUCUCUUUAAUCUUCAAUUUUCUAAACUUAAUAACACUUCUACAGAUAAUAAUAAAAAUAAUAACAAGCACAUAGGAUACAAUAACAAUAACAAUCGCUAUAAGAAAAGAAGGUUAGGGAUGUUCUCAGAAUUUACUAAUAGACAUUGCCAAAAAUUAGAUUAUACUGGAUCUAACGAUAAGAUAAUAGCAUUUCUGUCAAGCUACCAUUCUCUUGCAAAUAAUUCUCCAAUUUCACUAAUUUCUAAUAUUUUAUUGGAUGGGCUAUCCAGUCGAUUAAAAGAUAAAUCGGAAAAUGUGAAUUUGUGUUUACAAAAAUCUCCAGAAGGUUGGCUAAAAUAUAUACCUAAUUCUAUAUAA